Messenger RNA from Mycena citricolor, 3822 nucleotides. Lineage: Eukaryota; Fungi; Basidiomycota; Agaricomycetes; Agaricales; Mycenaceae. The record is from the annotation of a GenBank genome assembly.
CGGGUCCCAAUGGGAAGCACGUGUCCGCUGGAUGUUUGUUGAUUGCGACCUGUCAUUGACAGCCCGAAAAGUGCACUCCACUGCGGCGCCUUUGCCUUUCUACCCUCACCACCAACUCCACGCAUGGCUCUCACCCUCCAUUAUCCAUCAUCUGCGCUCGCUCAUCCUCAUCCCCCCGUCAUGCCAUCGCGUAAACGUGUACGACGCAACGCUACAUCCGUCAUGGCAGGCGAUUUCGACGCCAGGCCUCCGCGCGACGUUCUAACGAGUCUCCUCAACGGCGUCGCGCCUUACACGCCCAUGUACCGUAUCGACGAUGACGAGGUACGGAGACAGAGGAAGAAAGAGAAGAAGGAGAGAGAACGCGAGAGGAAACGAGAAAGGCUCGUGGCUAUGAACCUGGGUCUCCACGCCGAACGAUUGGAUGUGGAGGACGUCAGCGAUGUUGUCGACGCGUCGCGACCCAUGUCGAUCUCAGCGCCGCUACCAGUCCCGUCGACGUCAUCAUCGACCCUGCCAGCCAAUUGGAGCGCACGACCUGCCAUUCACAUUGCCACCAUGUAUCGAUCCAUGUCUGUCACCCCACCACCCUUCAGCUCUCCCAAUGCUAUGCUCCCUUCGACGCCUGCAUCGACGCCCGGUCCUUCUGAAUCGUCCAGCACGUCGCGAACCUCUUCAAAGCGACCACGCACCCCGAACGAUGAUGAGGAGAUAGUGGUGCACAAGCAACGAAAGCAACGUGCCGCUGUGCGCAAAGGAUGGAAGGGAUGGGUUGAGGGCUCGCCUCCACCCUCGGAGAAACUCAUCAAUCUGGAUGUCGUACCCGUCUUGCAGGAGCGGAGAACCAGAAGUGGCAAGAACUUCGAUGCCAUUGGCGUUGGCAAGGACGGAUGGAUCUAAUUCUUACGUAUGUGUGUGCUCAACGGCUGCUUCGUUGGCCACCCACAUCGCUGAAACAUCCUCCACGAUGUCCUUGCGGGUCUGUCUGUAUGAUCCUUUUGCUAGAUGCUGAUUCAUCUCAGUCUGCUAUGUCGCAUGCCUUUCUUUGCACCCCUGCUUUCUUAUCCCAUUCUACUAUCCACCCACUACCCAAUCUCUUGCCAAUGUAUUUUGCUCGUGCGUCAGUCUCGGCCACGAUAUGUAGAAGCCGUUUACGAAGGCUACAUGAUGAGAAGCAGGAGUUCAUAAUCUAUACUACUCAUCUGUACAAGGACGGGACAAUCUAGGAAUCUAAAUUGAACGAUUCUGUAAGUCGGUUUGAAUCCCAGGUAGCCGGUAAGCAUUCGCGUAUACAUGAAAGGUUCCGACGUUUAGCCUGUCACCCGAGCCUGACUUCAGAUUGGCAUGAGAGGCGGUAGCUCGCUGCGGUACUACGCUUCCCUCAAGUGGGGCUUACGCGACUGCGGCGCAGCCUUCGGUCGCCAUUGGCGCCAGUGCUCACUGCCUUGAUCCCCUGCGAAUGAGAUCGCGAAGACAUCUUACAUACUCUGAUCGGACGCUCAUGUCCAACAGCGUCAAACAGCUCGCCUGAUCUCCGAACCUUUUGACAUUGCCCCUCCCGGACGAAAGGCGAGGAGGAUAUCCCUGAGGUCACUGCCGCUCUCUCUCUCUCAUCGCCACCGCAUGACCUGAGAGCAUGUUGGGUCCUAUUAUACCCCCACUUCUGCCCACGCCGUCCUCAUGGUUCCCGGGUCAUAUGGCCAAGUUUACGCGCCUUCUUCCAUCCCUUCUUGCGCAAACGAACGUCGUCCUUGAAGUCCGGGACUCCCGGCUACCGCUGACGAGUGUGAACCCUGCGUUCGAAGAGGUCCUGAAACGAUGGCGACUCGAGCGCGGCUGGGACCCACAAGACCCGACUAGACGGAUUGCGGACAGCGUCGGCUGUGAGCGCAUAGUGGUGUUCAGCAAAAGGGACUUGGUUCCGGACUGGGGGAUGGAGCCGUUCCGCAGAGCCAUGCAGAGUCGAUUUCCAGAUCAGAAGUUCAUGUUUGCAUCUUUCAACCGCGGAAGAGAUAUCCGUAAAUUGAGCGAUACUCUGGUCGAAAUCGCGAAACGUUAUCCAUACGCGAUGGAAUUAAAUGUCCUCGUGGUAGGCAUGCCGAAUGUUGGAAAAUCAACCCUCUUAAAUUCGUUGAGGAAUGCGGGAAUUAAAGGGCGAACGCCCAAAGCUCUCCAGACGUCUUCAAAUCCAGGGCACACUCGCGCCAUAUCGACGCGUUUGAAGCUUUCGCUUGAUCCGCUCGUUUACGCUUACGACUCACCCGGUGUGAUGCUUCCGUUCUUGGGACAAGGUGAAAGAGGGGCGGAACGUGGAGUCAAGCUGGCUUUGAUAGCUCCCGCGUAUUUGUCCCUUCUUUCCCCCGAUGCCCGUGCUACAAAUUCGAUCGAGGACUUCUUGGAGAGUCUCGGUCAGCGAUUGCGUAUGAUCGGGCGCGGCGGGGAAGUGGACCGACGGAGGGCCGCCGUAUUUUUCGUGAAAUGGUGGCGAGACGAGGGUGGGCUCGCCAUCUCUGAUGCGGCACCGCCGGGGUUGCAGUUCGGCUCGUCCGUUUCAAAUCGUUUGAAAGAACCGAGCAGACGAGCCAAAGCGCUUGCCAAUCCCAACCUAGACGCUGAUUCAUCCAUCGCUGCCGUCGAUCUAUCGUCCCCGGGGCUUCUUCCAGAGAGGCUCAGCGACGAAACAGAAUUGCCAUUGGAACGAGGCGAAUUGAUUCCUGCUAACACGACACACGGCUGGGGUUUCGACCUCGAAUGGGAUUUGUCCCGAACCGAACUCGAACACGCCCGACGGCAGAAACACGUGCCACAGCUGCUGCAAAGCAAGAUGGAGAUGUCUAUCGAUCGCCAUCUGGAAGAUCUGAUGGUGGAGGACGAGUACGAAAUCAAUCUGAGCGAUACGCAGCGGAAGAAGCGCAUCGUUUUGCAGGAGAAGGAGAGGAGGAAAGCCAAGUAUGCUGAAAUCACGCGUGCUAGGGCGAAAAUUGCGCGCGCAGCGAUCAGAUAGUCCCGGCCAUGGAUUUUGAUUACUAGUUUGCGCAAGGGAUAAUUCGGUACCAAGUGCUGAAGAUUGCACAAUCCUGAGCCAUAGCACUAGGAUUUAGACUUAUGACCGUGGCUGUAGCCAUGAAAACAUCAGUCUAAAGACAUGGAUGCAGCCAUGCGCAUGGCUAGAGCCCGCUAAUAGGUGAUACGGCUGAUACGGCACUCUGAGCCAUCUCCGGCAUCAUCAUUCUCGACAAUCAGUAAUCGCUGACAACGUGAUGGAUGGUCCCCGACACAGCUUGCGUAGCAUGCAGGAGCGCAUCAUUCCCCGCCUGAUAAAGAUACAGGCAUCACUCGACCAUUCCCUCCACAUCAUUUGGUCAUGGCGACACGUGCUUUUGGGCGCAUGAAAUCCUCGGGGCUCCCGCUCGGCUACGGUCUCUUUCGCGCGCUGCUGGCGCAUGAAAUUUGCCUGUUGACAGUGAGCAUCACGGCGAUUUCUGCAAACAUCACUCGGUCAAUCCCGCCUCUCUCCGCACGUGCUUUCGGCGCAUCAAGUCCUCGGGUUCCCGCUCGGCGAUUGUUUCUCUCAUGUGCUGCUGGCGCAUCAAGUCGACAGUGAUCUUUUGCGCGCAGCUGGCACAUCAAAUCCGCCGGUUGAUAUUGAUCUCUUUCGCGCGCUUCUUGCGCAUCAGAGCGCAUGCGCAUCAAGAAGUCGCGCGACCCGAGCGACGCGUCCCGCCCCAGCGCCGACUGACAGAUUUCACCAUAGGGAAUCCAGUUAGCAACGAUACUGAUCAGAUUACAUCAAUGAUACUGAUUAGAUUACCUCUCUACCAG